UAAUACCAAAGUUAUUAGAUUUUAAUCCUCUUUCACGAUGUCGCGCAUCAACAUCCCUCUCGACGCCAUCACAUCGCGUCUGAACCUCUCCGGUCGCUUCGAUGGCAUUCGCACCCAGUCCUUGGGGAGCCGGUUCUCCAACCUCAAGCCCAUUGGCGAAUUUCUCGAUGUGAAGCGUGUUUCGAAGCCUCAAAAUUUCGGCGAAGUCCAAAGCAGAGUCAAUUACAACUUGGGAUACUUCUCUAGCAACUACGCCGUUGUCUUUGUCAUGCUCUCGAUCUACAGCCUUCUAACGAACCUCAAACUCCUAUUCCUCAUCUUCCUUGUGGUUGGUGGAAUGUACGGAAUUGGCAAGCUCCAAGGCCAAGACCUCGAUGUCGGCUUCGUGCGUGCUACGACUUCGCAGCUCUACACCGUACUCAUCUGCAUUUCCGUCCCACUUGCAUUUAUUUCUUCGCCCUUAGCAACUGUCCUCUGGCUCAUCGGAGCUAGCGGUGUCAGCAUUCUGGGUCACGCUGCCUUUAUGGAUAAACCCAUCGAGUCAGCUUUUUCAGAGGAGGCGGUCUAGGUGGUCGGCCGCGAACUCCUUAUGCUUUGCCCCCUUCCGGGGGAAGACCACCAGAUGGAGGUCUUGGUCGGAGACGAAGGGCAUGGGAGAGACCUCCAAACGACGUAUAUAGAUUUCAAGAGUUGGACAGUGAGUCCGAAGGCGUUUUAUUGGAUCCAGUGUUACAAAAGGGGCGUUAUUCUUCAGAUCACUUGUAUUUUGAUGGAUAUGAUUUAGCGAGUUCAAGACAAGACGAAGGGCCUGCGUAUGGAGAGAACUUUGAGUCUUCGGAGGAGGACUACGACGAUUACGCAGACCAA
Molecule: messenger RNA, 867 nt
Organism: Pseudovirgaria hyperparasitica
Lineage: Eukaryota; Fungi; Ascomycota; Dothideomycetes; Acrospermales; Acrospermaceae
Product: prenylated rab acceptor PRA1
Exons: 1
Coding region: 38-568 (176 amino acids)
Cellular component (GO): Golgi apparatus
Source: RefSeq, a predicted model, not a curated record